Molecule: messenger RNA, 358 nt
Organism: Ectocarpus sp. CCAP 1310/34
Lineage: Eukaryota; Phaeophyceae; Ectocarpales; Ectocarpaceae
Source: the annotation of a GenBank genome assembly
AUGAUGGCUUUGGUUGGUUGUUCUUUUUCACUGUACGGCCGCAGACACAUUCUGACAGCACUUCAGACAGCAGCUUUGUGCCCCGCCAGCUGCUUGUUCCAUGCCUACCAUGGUGUUUUUGUACAGACAGCACUUCAGACAGCAUUAUGCUGUAGUCGGCAAUCUUCCGUUUUGGUAUAGAGUGGGACAGGGAGGGGGUGAUGCUACUGUUACAGUAGCAUCAUGUAGUCGAACGGUGGGACGGACGUGCAGUUCAGUUUUUGGGCACGCAUACGGUGCUGCAGGGAUUUUUAGGUGUACCUCUUCGGGCUCUUGCAUACCUUUUUCUCGUCAGAUGUGUGCGUGUUCUUUAGAUCCU